This is a messenger RNA of Magnusiomyces paraingens, 1515 nucleotides long. RefSeq lists its product as uncharacterized. Gene Ontology annotation, biological process: ribosomal large subunit assembly; rRNA processing. Gene Ontology annotation, cellular component: nucleolus. The record is from RefSeq and is a predicted model, not a curated record. NCBI's taxonomy places the organism in Eukaryota, Fungi, Ascomycota, Dipodascomycetes, Dipodascales, Dipodascaceae. The coding region runs from base 1 to 1515 and encodes 504 amino acids. Gene Ontology annotation, molecular function: 5S rRNA binding. The transcript has a single exon.
AUGGAAAAAGGACGACCAGAAACCAAAUCACAAAAGUCUCGCAAGUCAAAAAAGGCUUGGAGAAAAAACAUCGAUCUUGGCGAUGUUGAACAAGGUCUUGACGCUGCUCGUGAGUAUGAGCGGGCGUUUGGUGUUAAAGAAGCUGAGAUUUCCAAGGCCGAAGACGACUCUCUCUUCACAGUCGAUACUGAGGGUGAUGUUGGUCUCAAAUCCCGACGUGAGCGUGCUGUUAAACCCAUGAAGAUUGACCAGAUUCUUGAAAAAAAAUAUACAGAGGGCAAGAAGGGCCAAAUGUACUCGAACCAUCCUGGCCUUAGUAAUGCAAACUCAGCCAUUCAACAAGUCACGCUGAAUAAGAAACUCAACAAAAAACGACACAACGUCAGCUCAAAGGAACUUGAGCGGUUGAAGCGAUUGGCUGGUCAUACUGAUGUAAAGUCUGUAUCACUCACACAAGCUGUUGUCGAAAGCUCUGGCUUUCAGGAGGGCCCUAUCUAUGAUGCUUGGGGAAAUGACGAUGACCAAGACAAAAACAUUGAUACCUACACAGCUACUCUUAAAAAAACUGCUCCCAGAAUACCCGAAAAUAAAACCAAGUCUUACGACAAUAAAAUUGCCAAGCCUCCUAAACACGGCAAGGUCCAGACUUCUGGAUCUUUCAUUAAUGACAUAAAGCCAUCCACCAGUUUCCUGAAACCUCAAAGUGCACCUUCCACGCUCAGAGAGGCUCCUAUCAACAUCCACGAUCCUGAGGCACGCGAGGAAAGCAUUUUGGCAAGCAACAAGACUAUCAAGAUUCCAGAUGCUGGCAAAUCAUACAACCCUACCAUUGAAGACUGGAAAGCUUUGAUUGAACUGGAGCACGGCCGCGAAGCCAAGCGUGAAGAAGAACGCAAAGCUCUCGAAGAGCAAAAAGCAAAGAUUCAACUGUUGAUUGACACAUAUGAUGACAAUGGAGAACUUAGUGACGAAGAUGACGAAAGUGAUGAGGAGGACGACGAGGAAGAAGAAGAAGAAGAGGAAUCCAAGGAGGAAGAAGCCGGCAGUCUUUCUGUCAACCCUCCUGUUAAGGCUAAAAAGAAAACUCGCACUCAACGCAACAGACAACGUCGUCACGCUGAAAAGCUGCGUCUGGAGGCUGAGCUUAAGCGUGUGCGUCUCCAACUCAAGCAAAUUGAAGAUGUACCUGCUCUGCUCGAAGAGAUUGAGAAGCAGGUUGAAGAAGCCGAGGCCAACAAUGAUGAACCGCGCAACUACGAUGCCGAUGCUAAGCGCCGCCGUGUGACUCUUAAGAAACACGAGCGUAUCAUUGAGAUGCCCUUGGAAAUCAAACUCUCUGACGAACUGUCAGAUAGUCUGCGCAGUCUCAAGCCUGAGGGCAAUCUGGCGCUCGAGCGGUUCCGAUCGUUCCAGGAACGUGGCAUGAUUGAGCUCAAGGGUGACACUCAGUUCAAGAAGCGCAAGGUUGUUUACAAGGAGGUGGAGAAGAUGACUUACAAGUACCUGUUUGAUUGA